UCUCUCUCCCUCAUACCAUGUAAAGGGUAUUGAUCCAAAAGUUAUGAAGCCGUUCGAAGAGACGCUGUGCGGAGAAACCAAGCGAAUGGGCACCAUCCUCCUCGGUGACUCCGCAGGGGCGCACUUCCAUCUACCCAAAGAAUGGUUCACUGCUUCAGAACUCAGCUUGGAAGUGUUCAAAGAUGUCGCAAUGAUUGUAGAGAACGAAUUCGACUGGCCUAUGACGUCAGCAAUGACGGGCUACAUGAAUUCGACGUGGUCUGUUUUAACUGGGCCAACUAAUUCGUUGUACCUUCGCCUUCGGGAACUAAACCACUGCAACCAUCGAGACUUCCAGAAUACUGCCGUCAAUGGAGCUGAUAGCGGCAACAUGAAUAGCACGGAUCAAUACGGAAUGUCACGUGAUCAGUCACGUGACCACCCCGCCAUGUUAAUCUAUAGCCUGAUUGGUAAUGACGUCUGUAAUGGACAUAAUGACACGAUCAAUCAUAUGACCACUCCGGAAGAAAUGGCGAAAAACUUUAUAUCAACACUGAAGUAUUUGGACACCAAACUCCCGAACGGGAGCUACGUGAUCGUGACCGGUCUUGCAGACGGUCGAAUACUGUACGAUACCCUCAAGAAUCGAGUACAUCCUAUCGGCGAAUGGCAUCACAACAUCAAAUACCCGGAUGUAUACAACUACUUGGAUUGCCUCGAAGUUUCGCCUUGCAUAGGAUGGCUGUCCUCGAACGAGUCGCUACGCAACUACACCUCAGAGAGGGCCGCAAAUUUGAGUCGAGCUGUAGAGCAGGUGGCCGCCACUUACAAAGCUAAUAAUUUCGAAGUUCACUUCAUCGAAUUCGAUUUUCAAAAAGUGGUGGAUAUUUGGAAUGCUAAGGGAGGAGAAACAUGGCAGCUAAUCGAACCAGUCGAUGGAUUCCAUCCAAGUCAGAUCGCAAUGUCUAUAGCUUCAGAAGUACUAUGGCGGGAAAUAAACCAAAAAAUCCCUGACGUCAUCAAAACAUGGACAAAUCCCAGCAACGCACGUAUCAGAGCAAUAUUCGGUGAUCAGGGCGGUUAUUAGUCAAUGCAUUACUAAUUAUUGGACUCUUGACUCAGGUUUUAUU
Messenger RNA from Strongylocentrotus purpuratus (purple sea urchin), 1109 nucleotides. RefSeq names its product acyloxyacyl hydrolase (gene aoah). Lineage: Eukaryota; Metazoa; Echinodermata; Echinoidea; Camarodonta; Strongylocentrotidae. Bases 44 to 1066 code for a protein of 340 amino acids. The transcript has 11 exons. The record is from RefSeq and is a predicted model, not a curated record. Gene Ontology annotation, molecular function: acyloxyacyl hydrolase activity; calcium ion binding. Gene Ontology annotation, biological process: negative regulation of inflammatory response; lipopolysaccharide catabolic process.